GAAUUGAUGCAGCCAGGUUGGGGUCGGGGUUGCAAGCGGGCGCCCCGGCUGGCUCGGUAGGCAGCGUGCGAACGCCGCAAUCGACACGUGUCGUUGUUGCAUUGUGAGCUUCCCUUCGGAUCACCGCCGGCUUUGGGGAGGUUGCUAUGGCAGACCACAUGAUGAUUUCGAUGAGCCACGGCAUGAACGGGCUGCAGGGCUACCGGAUGGGGGUGAACGGCCUGCAGGGCCCUCCCCAGCACGGACAGCACAUGCUAAGGACGAUACCUGCUAACCACCAAAUGAUGCAAUAUGGAAACCCCGGCCUGGACACAGGGAUGAGGCAGCGGCCCGGCAUCGGUGGACAGAUGGCACAUCACCAGGUGCCGAACGCCAUGAUGUUCAACAGUCCCAACCAGCAGCCGCAGCAGCAGCAACAAUACAUGGGACCCGUGGGCACUCAGCAACUUACAGCCAGCAUGCACUUGCAGAAACUCAAUACCCAGUACCAGGGCCACCCUCUCAUGGCCAUGAACAACGGGCCUGUGGGAACAGGUGCACAGCAAUACAGAGUGGGCCCCAGCCCACAUCCUGGCAUGCAGCAUAUGCCCUCUCCUGCUUUGACCUUGAACGUUAUGGACAUGGAUCUUGUUCUAUUUUAAGAGGUUUUGACCUCCUUGGUCAUGGAACUUGGUUUGGACCGAAUUCAGGAGCUACCGGAACUUUUCCUGGGACAGAACGAGUUUGACUUCAUUUCGGACUUUGUCAGCAAACAGCAGCCCAGCGCCAUCAGCUGUUGAGCAGCUGGAAGCGGGUGUUUUCUCUCCCCACCCUGGCCGCUUGAUUUUAGCACCUCCCCAACUCCUUCCUUUCGUGUAACCCCUUCCCAGCACAAAUACAUACAGGCUUUCUGAGCUGUCCUUCGCCCGUCUCUUAAACCACAAUGGACAAUCAUUCAGGGCUUGCACUGGGUUGCUCCUUCUGGGCGCAAUUCUCUCACGCUAUGGAAAGUAGUAGGUUUUCUGCAGCUCUAAAUGGAAACUGAAGAUGCAGCCUUGUUUGAGGAUUGUUCGUGUGGCAGCUACAGGAUUUUUGGCUUGGGGAAAAGGAGAUAGGCCUUCUACAGAACUACUGUCUGACGUGCCUGGACUACUGAGGAAAGGGUUGGGCAGACAAAGCUGGAUCUUACAGUUGGCUUUUAACAGUGAAGUUUGCAAAGGUGUUCAGAACUCUCCAACCCAACGGCUUUUGUUUCUUAAAUGGUUCUCCAAUCAUAAAGGGUGUACCAUAAAUCAUAAAGUGCCCCUCCAUAUGGUGAA
Messenger RNA from Sphaerodactylus townsendi, 1298 nucleotides. Its product is annotated as cbp/p300-interacting transactivator 3-like. NCBI's taxonomy places the organism in Eukaryota, Metazoa, Chordata, Lepidosauria, Squamata, Sphaerodactylidae. Gene Ontology annotation, cellular component: nucleus. The transcript has a single exon. The record is from RefSeq and is a predicted model, not a curated record. Gene Ontology annotation, biological process: regulation of DNA-templated transcription.